Messenger RNA from Telopea speciosissima, 1051 nucleotides. RefSeq names its product acidic leucine-rich nuclear phosphoprotein 32 family member B-like. NCBI's taxonomy places the organism in Eukaryota, Viridiplantae, Streptophyta, Magnoliopsida, Proteales, Proteaceae. The transcript has 3 exons. The coding region runs from base 238 to 816 and encodes 192 amino acids. The record is from RefSeq and is a predicted model, not a curated record.
ACGCACAGAGGCCGCACUUGAGAGUGAGCCAUCUCUUUCCUUAAUUUAUUUCAACCCAAUCUCUGCGUAUAUUUGAGUCUUCGCGAUCGAGAUCGGACGGUGCAGAAUGAAAGGGGCUUUUGAUGCUUGUUUCUUGAGGUUUUAGUCCCGGAGCUUCUCAGAUCUGCUUGGGUUCGCGUUCAGUUCUCCUCACCAGAUUCCCAGGUUUCUCAGUUACGAGACAUCUGGGCCGUACACAUGGAAUCUAACAAGGAGGGUCCCGUUCGGAUAACGUUCAACCAUGGAUCACUAACGUGCGCCGGGGAGACACUAGCCAGUUUGCUAACCUCUAUCCUGCUCACAACUCAGCUCUCAGUUCUAGAUUUGUUUGGAUUAUUAAUGACUCAAAAACCUCAAUGCCAAGGGGAUCACAAAGAAAGUCAAUUGGAGCCAGUUGAUGCUGAGGGAGAUGGAGAUGAAGAUGAAGACGAUGAGGAUGGGGAAGGUGGCUUUGGAGAAGGUGAGGAGGAGCUGUCCUCAGAAGAUGGAGAAGGGGGUUAUGGCAACAACCCCAACAGCAACAAUGGUAACUCUAAGAAGGGAACUGAAGGAGGAGCCGCUGGAGCAGGUGAAGAGAAUGGAGAAGACGAAGAUGAUGAAGAGGAAGAAGAUGGUGAUGAUCAUGAUGGUCACGAUGACGACGACGAUGAGGAUGAUGAUGGUGGAGAUGAGGAUGAGGAGGAAGCGGUAGAGGAAGAGGAGGAGCCAGAGAAUGAUCAGGAGGAGGAAGAUGAAGAUGAGGAAGCCCUCCAACCCCCAAAGAAGAGGAAGAAGUGAACAAUGAAACUAUAGUUACAUUGUAGCCUCUUCUGGUACCGACUCUGUGACUUUUACUCUCUAAUCUCUACCUUGACAUCUAUUUUAGCUUUAAUGGGGAAGGCCUGUAAGGCCAUGUUUAGUGUUGGUUUAUUUUUAGGUAAUAUUUUUUUCAAUGCAUGUUUCUAAGUGAGUUCAUUCGGAACUUGAGACAAGGCAAUGAGCCCAUUGAGCAUGUGUGACAUUUUUCUUUGGC